ACUACCACAAGCAAAAGCUCUUUUGUUGAACACCUAUGAAGAACUAAACCCAAUUCCUCUCACAAAUUAUCUAAAAUUAAAAGUUAAGAACUUACUCUACAUAGGUUGCUCAACUUUAUCGAUUACACAGGAGAAUGAUGGUAGUUCUACUUCUGCAGGUUGUUUAUUUUCAUGGCUCGUAGACAAAAAGUUGGUUCUGUUGUCUAUAUAUCUUUUGGAACAGUUGUAGAAUUGGGCAGUAAAGAGUUAAUGGCAUUAGCUGAAGCGAUUGAAUUUAGUGGUAAGCCAUUUCUCUGGUCUCUUAAAGACAAAUACAAAGAAAAUCUUCCAGAAGGGUUUCUUGAAAGAACAAAAGAGAAAGGAAUGGUGGUUUCUUGGGCACCCCAGAGAGAUAUUCUGCAACAUGGUUCAGUAGGUGUGUUUGUAACCCAUGGAGGGUAUCAUUCAUUGCAGGAGAGUAUAUUGGGUGCAGUGCCACUUAUAUUUAGAUCAUUUUAUGCAGAUAAUCAUAUAAAUGCAAAAAUUGCAGAGGAGGUGUGGGGGAUUGGAGUGAGAGUUGAAGAUAGAGUUAUCACUAAAACUAGAAUGGUUAAGUGUUUGGAAAUGGUUUUUGAGCAGGAAAAAAUGAAGAAAAUGAGACAGGCCUGUGAUGAACUUAAACAAGUUUUGAUCAAAGCUGAUGGUCCUGAUUCUGGUGCUGCUAAGAAUCUGAAGGUUUUGUCGCAGUUAAUUAGUGGCUAAAUUAGAGAGAAGAAGGAUGUUACGAUUUAUAUGUAUACUAUACUUCUGAAUAAUUAAGAGUAUACACAUAACAUACGUAAGAAAAUAAAUUAAGAGCAGGUUGAAUUUUAAUUUUAAAUUUGUGGAUGA
Messenger RNA from Jatropha curcas, 870 nucleotides. The record is from RefSeq and is a predicted model, not a curated record. Lineage: Eukaryota; Viridiplantae; Streptophyta; Magnoliopsida; Malpighiales; Euphorbiaceae.